UAUUAUCCUUUACUAUCCCUGUGAUUCGAACCGUCGCCAUUGGAGUUGAAGGUGAAAGCAGCACUGGAACUGCGAACUCCGUUCCGGCACGGGGAGAGUAGUCAAGCGCGGGUGGCCGGAGCCGCCGCGGAUUGUCCCGGAAAAACCGCGUCGUUCAUUAAUAGCUGCCGUGUUUGUUAUGAUAGCAACAUUAGCUCUGCACGUUUGAGGUCGUUGAAGAGCGUCGUUUUCGUCAUUGAAUACUUUACUCUGCUUUGAAUACACACCACAAAGCAUCUAGCUCGCACGCGAAAAGGUUCGUUCGAGCUCGCAUUGAUAUGGAGAAAGGACGAAGCUCGUGAUGAUUGAGAGGUGGCUAUGGUGCUCGUAGAGUAAAAUUCAGCAGAGGAAGUGGCUACAAUCGGUUUCUGAAUAGAAACAAUGGAAGCUCGCUCGAUGUUUCUCCUUUCGGUCAUAUACUUGUUUCUCAACUCAGCGGUAUCCCAAACUGUGAACAAUACCGAGUGGCGUGCUUUACUGGACCUCAGAGCAUCACUCGGAAUCAGAGCAAGAGAUUGGCCGAGGAGAGUUAACCCCUGCACGCCAUGGAAAGGAAUCGAUUGCAGAAAUGAUACAGUCAUUGGAAUAAACUUGUUCGGUUUAAGAAGAACUCGGAAAGGAAAGCAAAAUCCACGGUUCUCUGUAGAUUCUCUAUCGAAACUUCCUUCGCUAAUUACUUUCAACGCCUCAGGAUUCGUGCUGAACGGAUCAAUUCCAGAAUGGUUGGGCACGAGGCUAACUAAUCUUCAUGUUCUCGAUCUCCGAUCCAGUGCGAUUUACGGCUCAAUUCCUAUGUCAAUUGGAGGUUUGAGCAGGCUUAAUUCUUUAUAUUUAUCCAACAAUUUCAUUACUGGAGGUAUGCCACCUGCAUUGGGGAAUUUAUCUUCGUUGUUAGUUCUUGAUGCUUCGCGGAAUUUGUUGACAGGGCAGAUUCCAACCGAGCUUUCAUCUCUUCAUAAUCUUACUAGACUUGACCUGUCUUCAAAUUAUUUAUCUGGUGGGAUUGCUCUUAGUUUUACUUCACUUUCAAGGCUCAAGUUUCUAAACUUAAGUAGGAACAGCCUGAGUGCAGUCGUUCCACCUCAGCUUGGAGAUCUUCCUCAGCUAAUGGAACUUGAUCUUGGAUUCAAUUCUUUGUCUGGUUCACUGCCUGAGGAGCUGAAAAGAAUGAAAAAUCUGAGAAAGAUGUUGGUUGGCAAUAAUAAGCUGCAGGGUCCAUUGUUAGAUGGCUUAUUUCAGAACCUUACACAGCUGGAAAUUUUCGAUGUCUCCAGGAAUAAUCUCACCGGUGGUUUCCCGAACCUCAAUUCUUUCAAUACCACUGGUAGGAUCUUCAACUUAUCUACCAAUCAGUUUUAUGGAAAUUUGAGUUCUGUGAUUGGAAAUGGAAAGUUCCAAAUCAUUGAUCUGUCCAACAAUUAUUUUGAAGGAUCAGUUCCACAUGGAGCUGCAGGAGUCACCAUUAUCUCUUCUAAUAACUGCUUUACAGCUUCUGGUCAGAGAAAUUCUGAGGUCUGUAGGAAAUUUUACUCGGACAAAAAUUUAUCUUAUGGUAAUGAUAAGAGCGGAGAGCCAAUUCAGCCUCCAGUUUCAGAAAACAGUAAGAGCAGAAAGAGAUUUUCAUACAUUAUGAUUGGAGUUUUUGGUGGUCUUGGCUUCAUUGUAGCUGUAAUAUCAGGAACAGUGUUGCUUAUGAGAGUUUGCAGCAGAGUAAGAACAGAUAACAGUGGAGGAGAGAAUCCAACUAUGAGAGCUGUUCCAGGAGGUACUGAUCAAUCUCCCAAGCUUUUCAUCGAUCUUUCUAAUUUGGGACAGGCAUUUACAUACAGCCAGAUGCUCCAAGCAACAGGAAAUUUCAGCAAAGCAAACCUGAUUAAGUGCGGGCACUCGGGAGAUCUGUUCCAUGGCAUACUGGAAGGAGAGCAUCGAGUAGUUAUUAAGAGAGUCGACCUGCAUUCAUCAAGAAAUGAAUCAGUCAUGUCAGAGUUGGAUUUCUUUGGCAAGGUGUCGCACCCGAGAUUGGUCCCUCUUGUGGGACACUGCUUAGACGAUGAACAUGCCAAGAUUUUGGUGUACAAAUACAUGCCGAAUGGAGAUCUUUCUAAUGCUCUGUACAGGUUAACAAAUCCAGAAGAAGACUUGCAGUCUUUGGAUUGGAUAACCAGACUGAAAAUUGCGAUAGGAGCAGCCGAGGCCUUAUCCUACUUGCACCAUGAAUGCAUUCCUCCAGUAGCCCAUAGAGACAUUCAAGCUAGCAGCAUCCUUCUCGACGACAAAUAUGAGGUUCGACUUGGAAGUUUCAGCCAAGUAUGUACUCCGGGAGCCAAUAAUAACAAUCAUCAAAAUGUGAUUUCAAAGCUGCUUCAUGCCCCAGGGACUUCUGGAGAAAGAGACAGACCUUCUGGAUCGUCGCCUAUAACCUGCGCCUACGAUGUGCACUGUUUCGGCAAAGUCUUGCUUGAACUUAUAACAGGGAAGUUUGGAAUCAGCAGAUUAGACGACGACAAGACGAAGCAAUGGCUGGACGGCAGUUUACCUUUCAUAAGCAUGCAUGAAAAGGAACUGGUGAUGAAGAUUGUGGACCAGUCCCUCAUAAUAGACGAUGAUCUUCUUGAAGAGGUAUGGGCAGUGGCAAUAGUGGCAAAGUCAUGUCUGAAUCCCAAGUCUUCCAGACGCCCAUCGGCGCGGCAAGUUCUUAAAGCAUUGGAAAACCCCUUCAAAGUCGUGAGGGAAGAGACAUUUAAUUCUGGGGCUCUGAGAUCAGCUUCAUCCCGACAAGCUUGGACUGCUGCAUUCCUUGGCAGUUGGCAUCGCAGCUCGUCCGACAGCUCUAAUAGAUCAGGCCAAGCCAACAGGGCAGGAUCCCGGAGCAGUGGCGCCAACGAUCAUUCAUCUUCGCACAAGAGAUCAUCCAGCGACGUUUUUCCAGAACCUGGGCACGAUUUAGAAAGACAGGAUGGAAACAGCUAAAAGGUUUGGUGUGUGUUUAAUUAAUAUAAUGCAAGAAUGUAAGCCUUUAGAGAGAGAGUUAAUCUCCUCUUCGAUUUUUGGGUGUGUGUGAUUGUGUUUUCAUUGCAUUUGCAGAAUCACAUGUGUACAGAAGCUCUACUGUAAAGAUUGGAGAAUAUUUGUGAUUCAUCA
Molecule: messenger RNA, 3180 nt
Organism: Andrographis paniculata
Lineage: Eukaryota; Viridiplantae; Streptophyta; Magnoliopsida; Lamiales; Acanthaceae
Product: probable LRR receptor-like serine/threonine-protein kinase At2g16250
Exons: 5
Coding region: 421-3009 (862 amino acids)
Biological process (GO): protein phosphorylation
Molecular function (GO): receptor serine/threonine kinase binding; protein kinase activity; ATP binding
Source: RefSeq, a predicted model, not a curated record